Molecule: messenger RNA, 4695 nt
Organism: Neodiprion fabricii
Lineage: Eukaryota; Metazoa; Arthropoda; Insecta; Hymenoptera; Diprionidae
Gene: Vha44
Product: V-type proton ATPase subunit C
Exons: 9
Coding region: 199-1926 (575 amino acids)
Biological process (GO): proton transmembrane transport
Cellular component (GO): lysosomal membrane; vacuolar proton-transporting V-type ATPase, V1 domain
Molecular function (GO): proton-transporting ATPase activity, rotational mechanism
Source: RefSeq, a predicted model, not a curated record
GUAACUAAGAAAGGCGUCGCUAGGCGGCAGCACCGAGUCACGUGAGAUAAUGGUGGAAGGUGGCAGUCGAGUAGGGUGCGCGAUCCGUCUGAAUUUCGCGAGAAAUUCAGUUUAUUGCUGAAUUAGUCGAGCUUCGUCAAAAUAUUUGACUCUCAGAAGUCGAGUGUCGUACAGCGGUUGUAGCCAGCGAUAUUUAAAAUGACGGAAUACUGGCUAAUUUCGGCACCCGGCGACAAGACCUGCCAGCAAACAUGGGAGGCUAUGAACAACUUGACGUCCAAGCAGAACUCACUAUCGUCAAACUUCAAAUUUCACAUACCCGACUUGAAGGUGGGCACCCUCGACCAGCUCGUCGGCCUUUCCGACGACCUUGGAAAGUUGGACGGAUUUGUGGAACAAGUUACACGCAAAGUUGCCACUUACUUGGGUGAAGUCCUCGAAGAUCAAAGAGACAAGCUUCAUGAAAACCUCAUGGCCAACAACAGUCAAGCGUCAAUGGAUGGGGAGAUUUCACCCCUCGGUGGGGAACCGGACACUCCGCCAAACACACCUGUGACCCCGUCACACAAGACUUCCAGGGAGCGCCGCGAACAAUGGCAGGAGACGGAAGAACCAGGGUUGACAGCUUCCCUAGGUCAGCAUCAUCGCCAACGUCAUCACCAUCAUCACAACCACGACCAAAACCACCACUACCACAAUCACCACCAACAUCACCAACAUCCUUCCAACUCAGAAAAGAGAUCAUCAUCCAGUUCCCAAGGCGCCUGCGAAGUUCGAACUCCGAAUGAUUCGUCGUCGAUAUAUUCGUGCUACCAAACGCAUUGGUGCGCAGCUUCCAACCCACCCACCCCAACCCCGAGCCCUACCCUUGGCAGUCCGUCUCCCUGUUUCUCGUCGGAGGAUGAAAACUACGACAUUAACGAUCCACAGAAGCCUGGGCGAUCUGGAAUUGUGAAAAAAAAACGUCACGCUUCGACGAAUCAACAGUCCGAUGACAACGAUGAUCAAGAACAAGAUUGUAGCAGCGAUUUGCCUAGCCCAGGUGAUCUGCCAACAUAUAUAACAAGAUUCCAAUGGGACAUGGCCAAGUAUCCAAUAAAGCAGUCGCUGCGUAACAUCGCCGACAUAAUCAGCAAACAAGUGGGACAGAUUGACGCGGAUCUUAAAACUAAGUCAACAACUUACAACAAUCUGAAAGGAAGCCUGCAAAAUCUCGAGAAGAAGCAGACAGGGAGCUUGUUGACUCGCAACCUGGCCGAUUUAGUGAAAAAAGAACACUUUAUUCUCGACAGCGAGUAUCUCUCAACGCUGCUCGUAAUUGUACCCAAGGCAAGCUUCCAGGAGUGGUAUGCUGUGUAUGAGAAAUUGACCGACAUGAUUGUACCACGCAGUACACAAUUGAUUAGCCAGGAUCAGGAGUAUGGACUUUUUACGGUAACUUUGUUCAAAAAAGUUAUCGAGGAGUUCAAGUUGCAUGCUAGGGAAAAGAAGUUCAUUGUUCGUGAUUUUACUUACAACGAAGAAGAGCUGGCUGCCGGUAAAAAUGAAAUUACCAAGCUGGUGACUGACAAGAAAAAGCAAUUUGGUCCUUUGGUUCGAUGGCUCAAAGUCAAUUUCAGCGAAUGUUUCUGUGCUUGGAUUCACGUUAAAGCUCUUCGCGUUUUCGUUGAAUCAGUCCUCAGGUACGGAUUGCCAGUUAAUUUUCAGGCCAUUCUACUGCAGCCAAAUAAGAAGAACAGUAAAAGGCUGCGCGAUGUAUUAAACCAGCUCUACGCCCAUUUGGACUCCUCUGCCACAUCUGGCGGAAACGCACAAUCUUCGAAUCAAGAUAGUGUGGACAUACCGGGGUUGGGUUUUGGACAAAGUGACUACUACCCAUAUGUCUACUACAAAAUCAAUGUGGAUAUGGUCGACAGUAAGGUGUAAGAAGUGAUUUAUCAGCCAAUCCACUGUUCCACAGCACACAUCCCUCUUUUUCGUACAUACAUCCCGUUAUACGUCCGUUGCCCACGAGGUACGUCAGGCAACAGGUCCGUGUUGUUAGAAAACUGAACUUUGCCAUUUAUACCAGAAAAAUUAAGUAUCCUCUGUAUAUAUAUGUAUGUCAAACCGUUGCCAAGAUUGAUAAUGUUUGGUAGUUUUAUCAAUUGAAGUGUAAAUUCCAUCCUGGAGAAUUCAUUGCGGGAAACCGCCAAGAGAUUAUCCGUAUCUUAUAAACUGCUUUCUGAGUAUCAGCAGACUUAGUUAAGUACUAGAAUAUCAUUUUGGCACUAGAUUUUUCGGUAUCAAUGGUUACAAAGUUCGGCGCAAUAUGCAACGUGUCUAUUUGUAAAUACUGUGUGCAGAAUAUUGAAAACAGAAAAAAAAAGUUAGCUUUAUCCAGGCCCUUGUCUAAAGUUUAUUCGGUAGCUUUCUUUGCGCGUUUAUUUUACCGAAAAUUCCACCGUUUCUCGUCGCAAUAGCACAGAAGAAAUAUUUAAGUAAUUAUUAAUUAUAUUGAAUAAAGAAAAAAUGACGGAUCGCGGACCAGAUAAUGCUGAGACAAGUUUUUAGUGUUAUACGCUCAAUAAUUUUCGAGUAUUAUUGUAGAACAUUGGUUGAAACACCCAGGUUUCCGCAUACGGAAUGGAUUUGAAAUCAUCCAACGAAUCGCGUAUGAAACCUGGCUUUUUCAUCUUAAUUGAAAAUUACAUAGAGCUAUUUAGACAAUAACUUUUAUUAAAAUAUGGCUUAGCGCUAUAUGCUCCGCAGUGUCUUUGUAUAAUCGUCUAACUUUAACUAGCCAGUUAGUAUUAUUAAACGAGACGGUAAUUAACGCAGGCCAAGGGUUCAAAAUAAUUUUUUUUUUUUUUUUUGGAAGAAUUCCUACAUUAGUUGUUUAGAUAGAUGUAAAACGAUUUAGCUGAUAACUACGAGCCAUCUUACUUCUGUUUUUUCUCGUCCUUUCGGCGAUUAUAACACGAUUGCUUAUUUUUGAAAAGUGCGAGUCUAUUAAUGAUGGAGUAUAUUAACAGAGCAAGGAAAUCAUGUCUAGUCUAAUAUCAACGCGAUAAAUUAAAAUUGAACCGUAAAAUCAUUUACCGCAUUCUUUUCUUUAAUUUUAUUCAAGUUGUAUAUGAAAUUUUCUUCUUCGCAUUACGGUUUCACAAAAUUAUUGAUGUUUAGAUUUUAGACUAUGGCAGAGGAUAAAGGUUUCAUUGUAAUGAAUUGAACUGUUCCUACAACUCCACUUAGCUGGCAAUUAUUAUUUUUCUGAAAUAAGCGAUCGGAUUAGUCAACAUCGAAACUGGGUAACGUUCUUGUUUACACCUCCAGACUUGGAUUAUGGACAGUAAUAAAAUUGAACCUGGGAUUAUUGUGGUGUAAAAGUUAUAUAUAUACUGAGGUAAAAACACGUUGCACUGUUCAUCGUCGUGAAAAUAUUAAUUUUAUGAUAGCUGUACAUCGAGGACUAAAUAAUUUAAUCAUGUAAAUGGAUAUAUUAUACUAGACAAAGGAGAAAGGUUAUAGUUUAUAUAUUAUACUUUGCAUAUAUCACUGCAAUUCGCUUUUAUAGUUGUCUUGAUAUUUUAUUCGAUCAUUGACUUAGUUUGCCAGCAGAGGUGAAGGGUAAUACUUCAUCAUUCUUUCGCUGUAGUCAUUUAGAGUUGAAAAUCGAAGUGGCUCAUUGCAUAAGUAAUUAGAUAAGUGUAAAAACUGCUUUGCUGUCGCAUUCACGAUGGACAAUGGAACACGUGUUUAGCUCCAUAUCUCUGUAUGCAGUUACACCAACAACUUCUUAAUACUCGUUCAAUCCAAGCCAAAUCCAAGUGAAGGCAUGUUUGCCCUCUUGGCCGUCAUUGCAUUGUUAUGAAUUUGAAGAAAUACUUCAAUGUAUUUUUGAUGAUAUCAUUUUUAAUUGUCAACCAACGUCAAGCAGCUCCCGACGUUUGUUGUAUGAUUAAAAAUUGUGUACAAAAUUAGAAGACUCAUGAUUCAAAAUGAAUUUGGUCAAUCCACUAUUCGUAUAUUUGAAACGUUGCGCAUUCCAAGCAUAAUGCUUUGCACGGUAAAAAUAAACAAUGUGAAAUUUUAACACUGGUAAUAGCUGUAAGAAAGUUGAUAAUGUUUUAUCUCAUCUGCCUGCUAUUUUAUUAUAUUUUUACUAUUGAAAUAUUGUGAAUAUUGUACAUUUGGGGUGUACGUCUUAUUUGACAGAAAUUCCCAUUUGUAUGAUGAUUAAGCACUUGAAUUUAGAGCGAAACGCUACUUAAAAUUCGAUUCACCUACCUUGUGAACUUUCCUUUCUGGGAUGUGACUCAGUUUCAAUGAUACCUUGUUGCUUUCUGAGAAAAAUUAACUUCCUUUCCAAGUUUCUAGAACCGGAUUUAAAAUACCAGAUAUUUAGCUUGUACAAAUAAUAUUGUUGAAGAAUAAAAAAAAUUAUUAAGAGGCUACUUGCAAUGGUAGACUUUUAUCACAUCUUUCUGGGUCAAUUCUGUUAGCAGUGGGUGAAAAAGUGUAUGUAUAAACAAAGCUCGCUUAACAAUUCUGUGAAUGUAUUGUAAUUAUAUAAUGUAACAAAGUUGGAAUCGAUGAAGAAAACAGCAGAGGCAAAAUAUUGUAAUUUGUAGAUAUUAUAUUUGAAUGAACGAUUUAUUGGUCGUUCAAUCCAUAUUAUAUUAUACAUUAUAAAUAAAUAUCACGUUCCGUUAA